CACGCCUCGCCAUAAGAAUGCGCACCGCUCAUCUUACUUCGUGUCUAACAAACGAACACCAAUGAACCUCGCCCUGCAGUUGCUCAAAGGCCACGUCAAAGGUGUUCGAGGCAAGCGUAGCUCGCAUGAGUGUACAGCUCCGGUCGAUCUCGAAGAUGGUUCGAGCAAUUCGGAACUACAUCCAUGGACCCGCAUUCCGCACAUCCUGGAGGCGAUAUGCGCGUACCUCAACGAUAUACCAUCCUUAGCGCGUUUAGCAAGGGUAUGCGUCGCGUUCAACGAGCCCACACUUGAUGCCCUAUAUGCGAACAUUGAAGACUUUAUUGAAUUCCUCAAGUGUCUCCCCCGAGACCUUUGGAUCCUCAAGGAUCUAAAGAAACCAAAGGAAACCUCGAGCGAAUGCGACCCAGUGAAAGAGAAAGUACUUCAUUUCCGUCGCAAGAUGACACGAAACGACUGGGAUAGCUUCAUGAGCAAGUCUGUAAGAGUGAAGACCAUGGGGCCGCCUUUGGCCAACGCGCAUCGCACGCUACACUCCUCGCCCAAGUUAGUUCGAGGCUUGAGGGUGCAGUACAAGGUUGGCGAAAGUGUUCUGGGCGCAUUCGCUGAGCGUCCUAUCUCAAUACCAUUUCCAAAACUGCGGCAGCUCACGGGCGGCCUCCCGACGUCUGUGCUUUCGGCGGUCCUUUCUCCCAGCCUUCGACACCUAGACAUUACAUACAGCAAUUUGGAGGACCUAGAUGGCGAUAGUGCUGCACUGGCAGCCCUCUGUCCCUCGCUCGAGUCACUCCAUCUUGUGAUGCCUUUCCCCGCUAUACGCUCAGAUCUCUUGUCUCAAUACGUUCAGCGACUAGAGCACCUCCAUUCACUCACCGGCUGGUUACCUGCCCCACAGACCAUUCUUGAAAUUCUCAGAGAGCGGUCGAAGCUUGGCGCUCUAGAACUCGUCCUCUUUCAUGGCCAUCAUUACUCCACGCCGGACAAGGAAAGCCACCUCCAUGAAGUAGACUCGCUCGCGCUCGAGGCUGACUCUUACGAGCACGUAUUAAUUGCUCUUGACAUCAUGUUCAAGAGUUCUCCUCAGCCAUCAUCCGGCUUGGAACCUCCGAGCUUUCCGGUAGUACGUAGUCUCAGCGUCAGAGCUGGUCUGAACGAAUCCGCUCUGUACUCCCUCGUAUCCCCUCUUCCCCGCCUUAUCUCUCACUCGGCCCUCAUGGAUCUCCAUAUCACCCAUAUACUCAUUCGCUCCGAAGACGACCAUCCGCCGUUGCACGAGGCCCUACGUCAGUUAACCGUGUUUCAUAAUCUCACGGCUUUAACGGUCGAGGUUAUUGAAUCUUGCCCAGCCGAGGACCAGCUCAGCGGCUCCCAGCUCAGCGAGCUUGUUUCUCACUGGCCUCUCCUCGAGAAGCUUCGUAUCAUCCGCCCACGGGACUCCACGACAAUGCUUCCCAAGGACCCGACGAGCAUGCUCGACCUCGCGGCAAUCUUGCGAGCAUGCCCGCACCUCCGGAACGUCUACGUGGAUGUGUUGGUUCACCCUGACGAUGUCCUGGCCUUGUCCGAGAUGCUCGAUCCGUCGGAACGCUUCGAGAACCUGCGGUACCUGGCUUUACAGCACUACACGGCGCGGUACACGGAUGUUGAGCCCAUUGCUUACUUGUCCGCCAGCUGCGCUCCGUUUCUUGCACACAUAUAUACAUGGGGAACGUGGCAGAAAGAGUUUUGGAAGUUGGUGGCUGCUGCUGCUUCUGUGGACAGAGCGGUGAAGUGCCGGGUAGAUAUAAGGCCAUGCAGAGAGAUGACCGAAGGGCUGAACCGCUUUCCCUAGUCCCGAAGCACUGCCCAUUACGGUUGGGCAACGUGCUCGACGACGAGCUCGAGCUACAUACUACCGUACCUUCAAAUGUUGUUCAAAUGCACACUAUUUCC
Messenger RNA from Coniophora puteana RWD-64-598 SS2, 1932 nucleotides. RefSeq lists its product as uncharacterized. The record is from RefSeq and is a predicted model, not a curated record. The transcript has 3 exons. Bases 62 to 1831 code for a protein of 589 amino acids. NCBI's taxonomy places the organism in Eukaryota, Fungi, Basidiomycota, Agaricomycetes, Boletales, Coniophoraceae.